This is a messenger RNA of Ipomoea nil (Japanese morning glory), 3254 nucleotides long. Its product is annotated as ubiquitin carboxyl-terminal hydrolase 23-like. The coding region runs from base 397 to 2907 and encodes 836 amino acids. The transcript has 12 exons. Lineage: Eukaryota; Viridiplantae; Streptophyta; Magnoliopsida; Solanales; Convolvulaceae. Gene Ontology annotation, biological process: protein deubiquitination. Gene Ontology annotation, cellular component: nucleus; cytosol. Gene Ontology annotation, molecular function: cysteine-type deubiquitinase activity; cysteine-type endopeptidase activity. The record is from RefSeq and is a predicted model, not a curated record.
CAGCCAUUGCAGCAGAGCCUAAAAUCAAACGCCAUUGCAUAUUUGCAUUCAUAGCCAUUGCAGCCUAAAAUCGCCGUCGCCGUCGCCGCCGCCGCAUAGCGCCGGUUCCGUCCGUGACUGCUCCUCCUCCGUCCUUGUUUCUUUAAACUUCCAGUCUCGCAGGGCUUUACGGCGAGGAACAAUUACAUCUUCUCGCAAAAGAUUUCCGAAGCCUCCCGAGCUUGGACACCUUCUCGCGAAUUUUACCACAUCGGACACUUUCAGUCAGCUAUCUCGGGUGGGGAAUCCUCAUCCCCGAAAAUGGAUGUCGACGCACGCCUGGAGUAAGUUUUGUUUCGUACAUUCAAUUCUGUGCAUACACAGACGAAAUUGUCGGCAAAUUCUAUAACCGACCCAAUGGAGUCGAGUUUGGACCCGCUAGCUGCGGGUGAGUCUGAACAGAUAUCAGGAAUGUCGUUAUUUCACCGGAGAAUCGAGUUCCAUUUGGCCCGGAAAUCAUUCAAUGGAUUUGGGAAUGGCAGUGGAGGGUUUCGGCUGGAGACACUGAACCCGAGUUCGAAUUCAGCUUCGGUGCCUGGCAAAGCUCCUGGCCCGGGCAACCCUCCCUCGAAUAAGGGCAGCAGCAACGAUGGGCUAGACUUUGAUCCGGAGCUCAGCCUUAACAUCACAUUCAGGAAAAUUAUGAGAAUUGGCGCUGGCUUAGAAAAUCUUGGAAAUACUUGCUUUCUCAAUGCAGUCUUACAGUGUCUGACAUACACUGAACCUCUAGCAGCAUAUUUGGAAAGUGGGAAGCAUCAAAAUUCUUGUCGUAAAGCUGGGUUUUGUGCUUUAUGUGCCAUCCAGAGGCAUGUGAGUCGUGCUCUUCAGGCAACAGGGAGAAUUCUUGCGCCAAAAGAUCUUGUGUCCAACUUGCGCUGCAUAUCUCGGAAUUUCCGCAAUGCUAGACAGGAAGAUGCACAUGAGUAUAUGGUGAAUUUGCUAGAAUCAAUGCAUAAAUGCUGCUUACCUUCAGGAAUUCCCAGUGAGUCUCCUGGUGCUUAUGAGAAAAGCUUGGUCCAUAGAAUGUUUGGUGGCCGCCUUCGCAGUCGGGUGAAGUGCAUGCAGUGUUCCUACUGCUCUGACAAGUAUGAUCCCUUCUUAGAUCUAAGUUUAGAAAUAAUCAAGGCAGAUUCUUUAUACAAGGCACUGGAACACUUCACUGCCCCAGAGUUGUUGGAUGGAGGUGAAAAGCAGUAUAGCUGUCAACAAUGUAAACAAAAAGUCAGGGCUCGUAAGCAGCUCUCUGUUGACAAGGCCCCUCAUGUCCUUACCAUUCACUUGAAGCGGUUUGGUUCACACUUACCUGGGCAGAAAAUUGAUAAGAAGAUUCACUAUGGUCCUGUUUUGGAUUUAAACCGUUUUAUGAGUAGCCCCCAUACUAGUGAUUUGAAAUAUACACUUUAUGCUGUACUAGUUCAUGCUGGCUGGUCCACCCAUUCUGGCCACUAUUACUGCUUUGUUCGCACUUCUAGUGGGAUGUGGUAUUCCCUUGAUGAUAAUCAGGUCUUCCAGGUGAACGAGAGAAAGGUGUUGGAGCAAAAGGCGUACAUGCUUUUCUAUGUUCGAGAUAGGAAAAGUAGUUUGCCUAAGAGGCAUGUUGAUGUUGCACAUAAAGACAGCAGUUUAAUAAAUGGUGUAGGAAUUAAAGAGCAUAAAUGUGGUUCAACAAAGGAAGCUUCAAUAACUGCUGGAAUAUGUUCGCCUCUAACUGCUACAUUGGGUAAUGUCUCAGAUGGAACUCAUAAUAUUUGCAGAGUCCCAACUGCAAUGACGAGGCCUAUUGGUUGCAAUACAGAUGUUAGGAUGAAAGAUGUAAAUGUCCCAAUGCCUGCACUUCCUAAGUCAAAUAGUACCGUGGAUAAAGAUUCAAGUGGCUCUAUUGUACUGCCGUUAAGCUGCAAUGAGGAUGUAAUCAAUGAAAAGGAUUCAAGUGACAACUCCAGUCACAAACCAGACGAUGACAGUAUACUUAAAAAAUCUUUAGUUAGGUGUAGCAAGGGAAAAAGUAUUCCUGGAAAGGUAUUGGAACUUAGUGAGCAAAAGCUGAAAGAGGCAGGCCAAUUAAAGUCCAAUCAGAUUCACGGUUUCUCCAAGGGAAAUGAGACAAGUGAGAUUGGAUCUGAUAUAUUAGUUACACUAUCAGACCCUUUGAGGACAAGCAAGACCAAACCACUGAAAGCCAAUGGGAAGACCAACCUGAAAGUUAGAAAGAAGCCUUUCAAGUCACAUAUCACCAGCAUGCAUCUUAGUUCCCUCAUCUUUGGUACUGCAUUAUAUGUGAGAAGGAAGAGAAAACAAAAACUUAGAAAACAUUGCAUUUCACGCAUCGAUAAUAGGAGUUUGGAGUACUUGAAUGGGGAACAUGCCCUGCCAAGCAGCCUUGGUCCUACUUCUGAGCAAGCAAAGGUUUUGACUACCAGACGUUCGCUCCAUAAGAAGAGAUUGACAUGUGUCUCUGAUGUAGAGGUCUACAAUUCGGGUGUAAAAGGUCAACUGGAUACUGGACACUUGCAACGUAGAAUGGUUAAUGAAGUACCUAAAGAGAGAGCAGGGAAUGUUGAAACUGUACUGAUGACUGAUAAGCAGAGUGGUCUGAUGAACAUGCUCACCAGAGGAUUAGAGGGGACAACGGUGCCAAGUUGGGAUGGCGAACAAAUUUCUCCUUUGGACGUUACUGAACCAGGAAAUGAGUGUGUCAAAAUUGGCUACAUUGGGGAUGAAUGGGAUGAGCAUUAUGAUGAGGGUAAGAGGAAGAAGGUAAGGAGUUCCAAACUCGACUUUGGUGGCCCAAAUCCAUUCCAAGAAAUUGCAAGCAAAAAGGCAAAGCUGAAGAGAGCAAAGCUGGCCAAUCAACCAAUUCGUAUAUGACUGAGUUUAAAGGUGUGUCUAGACAUUCAUGGAGGCAACAUAUUCUGGAGGCUUAAGGUGUCCACCCCAGUUUUGUUUUGUAUGUUGGGGAGUUACCAAACAUUCAUCAGUGUGUAGAGUUGGAAAGAUAUAUGAGCAUCUUGUCUGACAAAUCGGCCAAAGAUUAUAUUUUCCUCCAGGCAAUUUUGCAGGUUCAUCUUUUGUGCUAAAUUUUUUUUUUUUUUUUUUUUUUCCCCUCUCUCCCUCCUUUUCUUCACAUAUCCUAGUUUUUUCUUCCUCCUGUGUCAAUAAAGCAGUGUGAAACUUCUUGAAUUGAACAAUUAAAUUUAAAGAGUGUAAUUCUUCUA